Oncorhynchus kisutch (coho salmon) is the source of this 2572-nucleotide messenger RNA. It is a transcript of the gene fam89a, whose product is annotated as family with sequence similarity 89 member A. The coding region runs from base 164 to 676 and encodes 170 amino acids. Lineage: Eukaryota; Metazoa; Chordata; Actinopteri; Salmoniformes; Salmonidae. The transcript is spliced from 2 exons. The record is from RefSeq and is a predicted model, not a curated record.
AGCCAGAGCUCGAAAGGAGAAGAUUACUGCUGUCUGGUGUCAACGGCUGUUGCAUGUUGUUUGUCGGAGAUGUGCUUUUCAUUCCCGAAUGUGGUGAUUUAUAACGACUAAAACUGAAAGUACUAUAUUUGUUUGAGUGAGAGGAAGAAAAAAAAGUUUAACGAUGAACGGUAAAUCUGCGAAUGGCACAGCGGGCGGAACACUGGCCUCCAUUGAGGGGCUACCCCCACUGCCAAAGAGCCUAAGCGGCUUGCUGAAUUCAAGCGGCGGGUCUUGGAGAGAGAUGGAGAGGAUGUAUGCAAAGAAAACCAUGAUCCAAGACGACCUUAGCCGUGGGCGAAACAAUUCCGACAAUCUGCUUGCAAAUAAACCGGCCAAUCUUGAUGCGGCUUUAGCACUCCUCCGAAAAGAAAUGGUGGGAUUGCGUCAGCAGGAUAUGUCUUUGCUGUGUCAGCUCUGGUCCCUCCAUGAGUCAAUCCAAGAGUACAAAGGCAGUUGCCAGGAUCUCAGCGCCGGGCAUGGGAUAGAGAACGGCUACUUUGACGAAGAUGAUGAAUACUACCAGGAGACCAGCACAACACCAACUGACCAACCGGAGGGAAGUGAGGCAACAUCUCCCAAAAAUGGGACAAGCAAGGAUUCCUGGCUACAAGACUCUUUUCACAUCACCAUUUGAGUGACCCAAGAGCUGAGCUGUUUGCUCCUAAUCUUGACUCUACACGUUUGCGGCAAUACGCUUUUUAUAAAGAACUGUGCCAUGCAUUGAGUUUUGCUGGCUUAUAGUCCUUUUUCAGCAGACUGUUUUUUCAUAUAAAUAUAUACAGAAAUUAAUUAUUUAUUAUAAAUGUUUUUUCCCUUAUUACUAUGGACAUUUAGAGUUUUCUAUGAUUGGGUAGUAUGUACUUCCAAGCUCCUUGUCAUCUUCACAAUGUUUACAGGAUUGAAAUCCCAGACACGGGGACAGUCUUGAUAAACUAAAUGGAUGGGAUUCCUGUCCCUGCGAUCGGGAGGAAAUCAACUUUUAGAUGGCAUGUAGUGGCAGCUGUGACUGGUUUGUGUUGUUGCAUAGGCUGGAGAAAAGUAUAAAAUGCUGGAAAUUGCUUACUUCUGGAAGGGUUUAAAAAAACAGGGGUAAGUAAAGCAUGUGCUUCUCAGAAGCCCUGUUUAUGGUGUGCAGACGCCAGACUGUGCUUCCUUUCAUAAUGUGCUGUGGCUCCAUACCUUUUCAGUUAAUAGUUAUUCAAUGAGACUGGGAAGUCUGCAUUGUUGAAUUAAGUACAGUUGCUUCCAUAAACCUUGUUUUCAAUUAACUCAAUACAGGGUACCCAUUACGAAGUCAAAGUAUGUUGACCCCACUAGGACAUGCAUUUAGUGCACGUAUGGCAAUGUUGACUAGUCUCCCAUAGCCAACUGACCCCUAUCUUGAGUUUCUAUGCGCACUCAACAUUUAAUUGCAUAGACCGUAUCAAAAUUAUUUAAGCUAUAAAUGCAUUCUUUAACUUUGACAAUUUUGUGUGUAAACUGGUCCACAAUUCAUGUGCUUCUGGUACGUAAACCAAAGAGUAUAUUUGAUGCUCGUUUGCUAAAAUGUAUUUGGUUUUAGGUAAGAUAGUGUAAAAUGCAAUGCUCUUCCUGAUGCAUCUAGUCUGUUUACUCUCUGAACAAUAUAUCAAGAAUGUUUUGUAAUACAGGUGGUUGAUCUGUUAUGUAUGUUUUCUUCACUGAUUUAAUGCAAUUGAACAAUAUACACAUCAGAGGACGAUUGGAGGUCAUUAACAGCAUGCUUUCAAAAUGGGGAGUUGAAAGAAUGUUCACGGUACCUUCUAUGCCUCAAUGUGAGUGAUCACGUACUGAAUUUUCUACCUCCAGCUUCACUGUAAAUGUAUAUUACCGCCACCAGCCGCAAAUUGAAAAUCUGUAUUUAAACAGAAUACUUAAUCUCCAUUUAGUGCCUUUUUUGGUCUCAGACCAUGGUUAUUGUUGUCUGUCCCUUCAACUCACAGCACUUUUCUCAACCUGGUCAUGUCUUUUUGACAGUCUCAUGGCAAACAUGUUGUGCACCGCAUACUGUAACUCCAGUUACUAGUUCAAUUCCCACCUAAAAGGAAACCUUAUGUUCACCAGUGUCAAUAAUCCAAAUAUGAAAUGUACAUGAGCAUCCUGAUUAGUUCCUUUUUCAUGUGUCAAUAUCCAGAUGGAUAUUGUCUUGAUUUCAUCCAAUCAGAAAGCUGUGUUCUUGUACCACAGUUCAUCUCAAGUUGUUGCCUCUGAAUCCAAAUCUACAGACCUAAAGGAGUCAAUAGAGCCUCAAGCCAAGAAAAUUAAACAUCAGUCUAGUGGCAUGGUCAAGGUAGAUGAAUCUGUCAUCAAAGGAAUGAUAUAUGAAUUUCAUCUAUGAAUCUGGAGGAUUUAAAAUAUAUUGUGUUCUCUCAGAUACAAAACUCUGUAUUUUGUAUCCAUUCCUCAUGUUUGUUAUUUUUCAGCGAAUGACCAUACUACUGUUUUUGGAAGAUUGUUAUUAUGCUCAUGUGAUAGCUAUACUUAUGGAUUUAAUAAAAAUGACUUGAUACUC